This is a messenger RNA of Telopea speciosissima, 1501 nucleotides long. Its product is annotated as ERBB-3 BINDING PROTEIN 1. The coding region runs from base 134 to 1324 and encodes 396 amino acids. NCBI's taxonomy places the organism in Eukaryota, Viridiplantae, Streptophyta, Magnoliopsida, Proteales, Proteaceae. The record is from RefSeq and is a predicted model, not a curated record. The transcript is spliced from 10 exons.
GGAGAAGACGGCUUCUCUCUCGCCACUCACUAAAACCCUACUUUUGUAACAUAUACAUUUCAAUCGCCUAAACCCUAGUUUCAGUAUUAAUAAAAUCUCUGUAGCAGUGGGAGCGAUAUAAAGCUUAAUAUCGAUGUCGGACGAAGAAACGAAGGAGGAGAAGGAGCUUGAUCUCACUUCCCCCGAAGUUGUUACCAAAUAUAAGAAUGCUGCUGAGAUCAUCAACAAGGCGUUGCAGUUAGUAUUGUCGGAGUGCAAACCAAACGCUAAAGUCGUAGAUGUAUGUGAGAAAGGAGAUGCCUUUAUUAGAGAGCAAACCGGGAAUAUGUAUAAGAAUGUUAAGAAGAAGAUCGAGAGGGGUGUUGCCUUCCCAACAUGCGUCUCCAUAAACAACACAGUUUGUCAUUUCUCUCCUCUUGCCAGUGACGAAAUGGUUCUGCAAGAAGGAGAUUUAUUAAAGAUUGAUAUGGGAUGCCACAUAGAUGGUUUCAUUGUUGUAGCUGCGCACACUCAUGUCCUCCAAGGAGGGCCAGUGAGCGGUAGGGCAGCUGAUGCCAUUGCAGCUGCUAAUACUGCUGCAGAAGUUGCUCUAAGGCUUGUGAGACCUGGAAAAAAGAAUAAAGAUGUUACAGAAGCUGUUCAGAAGGUUGCUGCUGCUUAUGACUGCAAGAUUGUUGAAGGUGUUCUCAGUCAUCAACUAAAACAGUUUGUAAUUGACGGGAACAAGGUCAUAUUGAGUGUAUCCAGUCCUGAGACCAGAGUUGAUGAUGCAGAAUUUGAGGAGAAUGAAGUCUAUGCAAUUGAUAUAGUGACCAGCACUGGUGAGGGAAAGCCUAGGUUGUUGGAUGAGAGGCAAACUACUAUUUACAAGAGAGCUGUGGACAAGAAUUAUCACUUAAAGAUGAAAGCAUCGCGGUUCAUCUUCAGUGAAAUAAAUCAGAAGUUCCCCAUCAUGCCAUUUACAGCAAGGGCUCUAGAAGAGAAGAGGGCCCGGCUAGGAUUAGUGGAAUGUGUGAACCAUGAUCUUUUGCAGCCGUAUCCUGUUCUUCAUGAGAAGCCUGGUGAUUAUGUUGCCCAUAUUAAAUUCACGGUUUUGUUAAUGCCGAAUGGGUCAGACCGGAUCACAUCCCAUCCUCUGCAGGAGUUGCAGCCCACAAAGACAAUAGAUGACCCUGAAAUUAAGGCGUGGUUAGCUCUUGGCACAAAGACAAAGAAGAAAGGUGGUGGGAAGAAGAAGAAAGGUAAGAAGGGUGAGAAAGCUGAUGAAUCAGCAGAACCAGAGGCCAUGGAUGCAACUUUAAAUGGUGGAGCAUCUCAAGAAUGAUUUUUCCUUUUCUCUUCUUCCAAUUUUGGUACAUUUUACUCCUUUCUAUUUGCUUGCUGGCUUGGGGAGACAACUCUGGCUUCCCAAUUUGUAUGCAUGCAGAUAUUAGUUCGAGGUGGAGAAUGCAUGUUUUCCCCGACUCUGUACCUGUUUAUUCUUCUAUUAAACUUAUAAUGA